UGUUUUUAAACGCGGAAGUGACAGCUCGGUUAGUAACGGUUGUAAACGCUAAUGUUUUAUAUUGAAACUCUGAAACAUGUCGGCAGAACUACCGGUUUGUUCGGCCGCUUCUCAGUUAUGUUUGUCUUUGUUUUACCGGUGACGCCCUCUCUGACGGACUGUUGUUUAGGUUGUUUACUUAGAGAUAGAAACUGAGUUUAUAACAAUAAAAAGUCAAGAUGGAUGAAACGCGGUGUUUUCUGGUUCUCGCGGUGUUUCUUCGAAGUGUCUCCGGAGUUUUUGCGGCCAAGCAGCCGAACAUCGUGUUCGUGUUGGCGGAUGACUUCGGCUGGUUUGAUGUGGGUUACCACAAAUCCGAGAUCAGGACUCCGAACCUGGACUCUCUGUCAGCAGGAGGAGUCCGGCUGGAGAACUACUACGUGCAGCCUAUAUGUACCCCCUCCAGGAACCAGCUCCUGACCGGCAGGUACCAGAUCCACACAGGCAUGCAGCACCAGAUCAUCUGGCCGUGUCAGCCGUACUGCGUCCCUCUGGAUGAGAAGUUGUUGCCUCAGCUGAUGAAGGAGGCGGGCUACGCCACACACAUGGUGGGCAAGUGGCACCUGGGCAUGUACAAGAAGGACUGCCUGCCCACACGGAGGGGCUUCGACACAUAUUUUGGUUAUUUGAUGGGCAGCGAGGACUACAACACUCAUGUCCGCUGUUCGAACAUCCCUCCUCUGGACCUGAAUCGAUGUGCGUUGGACCUGCGGGACGGUGAAGAGGUCGCUACGGGAUAUGAAGGAGUCUAUUCUACUGAGCUGUUCAGCAAGAAGGCCAUCAACGUCAUCGAGAAGCACAACCCUAACAAGCCGCUCUUCCUCUACCUCGCGUUCCAAGCAGUCCAUGCACCCCUGCAGGUGCCCGACCACUACAUGGCCCCGUACGACUUCAUCCACGACCUCAACCGCAGGAAGUAUGCUGGCAUGGUGUCGGCCAUGGACGAAGCGGUGGGCAACAUCACUCGGGCUCUGAAGCAGGAAGGACUCUGGGAGAACACCAUCCUGGUGUUUUCAGCUGAUAACGGAGGCCAGACGUUAUCGGGCGGCAGCAACUGGCCACUGCGAGGGAGGAAGAUGUCGCUGUGGGAAGGAGGUAUCCGGGGAGUUGGAUUUGUCGCCAGCCCGCUUCUGGAACGACCCGGAACCGUCAGCAAAGAGCUCAUUCACAUCUCUGAUUGGCUGCCAACCCUUGUCGGUGCGGCUGGAUGGAAAACCAAUAGCACAAAACCACUGGACGGAUUCAACAUGUGGAAUACAAUCAGCAAAGGGUUCGCCUCACCCAGACUGGAGCUGCUGCACAACAUCGACCCUCUAUAUGUUGAUACUGCUCCAUGUCCGGGCACAAAGAGUCGGUUUACUUUGGAUCAGGAGUACAACAAAAACCCCUGGACCUGGAAGUCUGGGUUCAAUGUGUCCAUUCAUGCAGCCAUUCGACACUCAGAGUGGAAGCUGCUGACUGGAUACCCAGGUUGUGACGUCUGGUUCCCUCGACCGGAGAAUAACAGCUUCUAUCGGGACUCCUCCUCCGAUGAGCCUCUGAAGCCCGUGAUGCUCUUCAACAUUGAAGAUGAUCCUGAGGAGAGAAAUGAAGUGUCCGCUCUGUACCCUUCAGUAGUGGAGUCUCUCCUCGACCGGCUUACACACUACCAGAAAAGUGCCGUGCCGAUAAACUACCCUGACCCUGACCCUAAAUGUGACCCGGGCCCUGAUGGAGCCUGGGGACCCUGGGCUUAGAUCACAAUAACAAUAAAGACGUUUUACAGUGUUUACAACAUCAUCUCUUCUAUCUAGAAAAAAAAAAAUCCAGUUUUCAGAUUCUGCUCGUUGAUUAUUAAAGAAGAAAGAAAUCAAAAGCAGCUCGUAUCUAAAUUAAACCGUGCAGAUUUGUAGAGAAUAUAUUUGUUUUAUUUAAAUACGUGAUCAGCUUGAUUUUUUUUAUUUUUAAUAUAUUUUCAGCAGCCGGUGGAGAAAAUGAGUCAUGACAGACCGAUGCUGUCUCUGUCAUUGAUCUGUGUUUUAAAGCUCUGUUAGCUACACACGUUGCUGAUUUGUAAAGAACAUCUUCCUGCUGUUUCAGGUAUUUGCACUUCAUUUAUCUAUCUGUGGAGAUACAGCAGGCUCCCUGUGUUUCAGACGCAAAGCUGCAGAGAAAUUACAACUUUUUUUAUACAAGG
Messenger RNA from Labrus bergylta (ballan wrasse), 2215 nucleotides. RefSeq names its product arylsulfatase B. The record is from RefSeq and is a predicted model, not a curated record. Lineage: Eukaryota; Metazoa; Chordata; Actinopteri; Labriformes; Labridae.